Messenger RNA from Danaus plexippus (monarch butterfly), 3255 nucleotides. RefSeq names its product potassium voltage-gated channel protein Shaw-like. The transcript has 10 exons. Lineage: Eukaryota; Metazoa; Arthropoda; Insecta; Lepidoptera; Nymphalidae. Gene Ontology annotation, molecular function: protein binding; delayed rectifier potassium channel activity. Gene Ontology annotation, biological process: potassium ion transmembrane transport; protein homooligomerization. Gene Ontology annotation, cellular component: voltage-gated potassium channel complex; neuronal cell body membrane; dendrite membrane. The coding region runs from base 102 to 2093 and encodes 663 amino acids. The record is from RefSeq and is a predicted model, not a curated record.
CGCACACAGAACACGUGCCUACGGUCUCAAGCUGCAUAAACACGUAAGCCAGUGGAAUGUGAGGUGAUAUUAAAGUGUGUGAUGUUGUAAGGUGAGCAGUAAUGGAUGGCGAAAAUCGUAUAAUUUUGAACGUUGGCGGAAUUAGAUACGAAACUUACAAGGCCACCUUGAAGAAGAUUCCCGCGACGCGCCUCUCCCGGCUCACGGAGGCUCUAGCUAAUUACGACCCCGUUCUCAAUGAAUACUUCUUCGACAGACACCCUGGCGUGUUCGCACAAGUCCUCAACUACUAUAGAACUGGAAAACUCCACUAUCCCACAAAUGUCUGCGGUCCUUUGUUCGAGGAGGAAUUGGAGUUUUGGGGACUGGACUCCAACCAGGUGGAACCCUGCUGCUGGUCUACAUACAGCAUCCACAGAGACACACAAAAUACCUUGGCUAUUCUGGACAAAUUGGACAUCGACAGUGAGAAACCUUCGGAGGAGGAAAUCGCCAGGCUUUUCGGAUACGGGGAAGCUUACUUGGCUGGUGACGUGGGGACUUGGCAAAGAGUCAAGCCAAGGGUGUGGGCCCUUUUCGAUGAGCCGUCAAGCUCCCCAUCAGCAAAGGUGAUAUCGGCAAUAUCCGUUUUCUUCAUCUGUGUGUCAGUUCUGAGUUUUUGUCUGAAGACACAUCCUGAUCUUCGUGUGCUGGAACCAUUAUCUUUAGAAGAUAUUGAGAACACUACGGUCGUGGUUGCUAGACCGUGGCAGGAUAAUGGUCAGCCCCACGUGGCUUUCUUUUACAUCGAGUUGGUCUGCAACGUAUGGUUCACCAUAGAACUGUUGGUUCGAUCCGUGGUCGCACCAAAUAUUAUUGAAUUUGUCAAAUCCCCGGUGAACAUAAUCGACUGCAUUGCCACAUUGAGUUUUUAUAUGGACGUUGUGGUUGAGCUGACUGUGGUCAAAAGAAAUUUAGAUAAAGCUGACAUCCUCGAGUUCAUAUCCAUCAUAAAGAUCCUGAGGCUAUUUAAGCUGACUAGACACAGCCCCGGCUUGAAAAUCCUCGUCCACACAUUCAAAGCCUCUGCAAAGGAGCUUACCUUGUUGGUUUUCUUUCUUGUGCUUGGCAUUGUGAUAUUUGCCAGUCUAGUGUACUACGCUGAGAAAUCUCAGGAUAAUCCAGACAAUCAGUUCAAGUCGAUUCCCCUCGGGCUCUGGUGGGCGAUCGUUACCAUGACGACGGUGGGCUAUGGAGACAUGGCGCCCAAGACUUAUUUGGGGAUGUUCGUGGGCGCCCUCUGUGCGCUGGCUGGCGUGCUCACUAUAGCGUUGCCAGUUCCUGUCAUUGUAUCAAAUUUCUCUAUGUUUUAUUCACACACGCAGGCGCGGUCAAAGCUACCUAAGAAGCGUCGCCGAGUUUUACCUGUAGAGCAACCUCGAAGAAAACGUGACAUCAGCGCCUCCAACCGCCGUGUGAACGCCGUGAAACAUCCCGUUGUACUGAAAGAUAUCCCCGUCAACAAUAAAUUUGGUGUUAACGGCAUGAACAUGAUCAGUUUGGCCCUUCAGGGUCCUCCAAACCUUCUACGUCCACCACCAACCACCCUGCCCCUUCAGGCUAGAGCACCCAUAGUUGAGAGUCCGAUUAUCAACACGCAGUGCGGUGCCAUAUCUUUGGCUUCGUUGCAACCACCUUUGAUGACCGCCCCGCCCCUGCAACCACGCCCCGCAACCACCGGCUCCUUAGAUCUAAUGUUACCUUUACAACCAAAAUUACUACCCGGUUACAAUUUACAAUCAUCGUUUCUAACCAGUACCCUAUCAACUGUUCGUCCACCAGACUUACCCAAGAACGGUAAGACAGAAUAUUACAGACCAAGUGUUGAAGUUAUCGUUGAACAAGAAACUGCAGUAGAUACAGUGACAGCAGGUGAUAGUGAAAAAAUAGAUAGUGUAAAUAAUAUAGAAGAUAAUGAAAACAAUAUAUUACAAGAUGCAAAUGAAGCUGAUGACAAAGAUGAAAUAAACUCAAAUGUUAUAGAUAUAAAUACAAUCGACACUAGUCUUAAAUGUAGUUCAAACGAUAACAGCUCGAAUAACAAUUCUCAUUAAAAUAUUAAGUGUUUACUUAAAUCCAAAAUGUUAAAAAAAAUAAAAAUAUAAAUAUUGUAAGAUGUUGAAAUAAAUUUGUCAUUAAAAUAAAUUUGUUAUAUAUAAUAAACUGUAAAUGUUUAAGUUAGUACGCUGGCUAUUGAAAUAUUAAAACGACGAUCAAGUUCGAUAUAUUUGAGUAGAAUCUUAUAAACCUUGAAUAAUUUUGACCAAACUAAUGUAGCAAAUAGUUAUUAGAAUGUUUUUGUAUAUUUUGUAUAAUGAAAGACGUAACAGUGAUCAAAUUGUACAUUUAUGUAAAUGAUAGCUCAUUUGUAUUUUCUAUUAAUACAAUAUAACAUGUACAGGAGUUCUGUCUAUUGUCAGUUAUAAAUUUUAUAUGGAAUUAAAAAUAAUGAUAGAAGUAAUUCUUUGAACAUUUUAGGUCUUAGAUUUCGCCAAAAAAACAUUGCAUCUAUGUAUCUAUCUUUAAAGUUGCCAAAAGAUAUUGUAUUUGUGUUAAUUUAAUGAUUAAGACGACGGAUUAAUUGAAUAGCCUCUUAUAAAAAGCGAAUUACUAUAGUAGAAACUUACCUUGUUGUAUAUUGAAGUUAUUUCAAUUUCUGUAUUAAAGUAAUAAUUAAGAUGGUGAAAUGUUUAAGAACGUAUGUUACGAACAACCAUUUCAAUAAAAUCAUGAUUUACCGUUCAUACAAAAAACUAUGUAAUUUUGUUUUGCUAUUAUCUUUAUUAACAUGCUCUUUAAUGUGUGUUUCAUUUAUUGGGUAUAAUUUAUCUUACUCAUGCAUAUUUAUUUAAUAAAUAAAACAUUCUUCCUUUCAUCCUCAUACGUUUACUCGAGUUCUUAGCUCGAAAUUAUGCGCCCUCUGGGUAUUCACAAAAAUUGGAUUUACUUGGAAAACGGAAGCUUAAAUAAGCUAAUAAAUGUGCCAAAACUAAACUAGGUAAGUUAUCAUGACAGUUAAAUAUUUAAAAAGUGUUUAAAUGUUGGGUUAGUUUUAUUUUCAUUACAAUAUUUCAUAAUUUAUUAGACUAUAGUACUUCAAGUUACUAAUGAUAGCUCACCUUCCUAACCUAAUGUAAUAUAAAUUUACUGUCGAUAUUAACUUUGUAGUCAUUGAAUAAGUGUGUCGAAUCUAGAAUUACAUAUUUUUGUAAGAAA